ACUCCCCUUUCGCUAGAUAUCCGUGCUCAGAACAGGCCCCACCCCAUCUUCUCCCUUCUUUCUCCCUCCUCCCCCCAGAGGUCGACCCCUGGCACCAGGGUCCUACCUUUCCCCAACCAUGGAGCCCCGCAGGACCCCUCCAGAGUACUUCCUAGAGAUCUUCGCCGAUAAAACUACCGUCCGAGAUGUCUUAAAAGGCGUCCUCAACCUAAUCUUCUUCCACCGCUACUUCACUUGCAUCCGUCCCAAAACCUUCGACGUCCUAGACUUUACCCUUCCCGUCAUCAACGACGUAGACCUCGAAACCCUCAUCGACUCGCGCAUCAGCACCCUCGUCCGCCAACACGCCACCUCCGCAGCGGGUACCCACGACGGCGGCGCCGGCGCCGGCGGAAGCGGAAGCGGAGGCGGCGUGCGCGGCCGCAUGGCCGUCGAGUUCUACGAGAAGAAGCGGCGACGUUCGGGGUUAUGGUUCGGGGGGUUAGCAGGGAAGGGCGAGGAGGAGGUCUGCUGGGAGGUGUGGAACUUGGAUGUGACCAUCGCGACGCCGCGAACAGAGUCAGAACGCGCCAAAGUCCGCAAAGCCAUGGAAAACAUGCUCCAAAAAGCCACCCUCAAGAUCCUCACCGUCGUCAACCGCGACAAAGACCACAUCCCGCCUAUCACCACCAGCGACUCCAACCCUUUCCCCUACCGCGUCGUAGUCAACCCGCGCACAGACGGCUGGCAGAACCGGUUUGGGCUGUACUGAUCACCAUACAUCCAUAUAUCCACACAUACAUUGUUGACGACUAUUUAUGACCUUAUGCGAAGCAAUCAUUGCGUUUGAUUCCUACGCCUGCU
Molecule: messenger RNA, 843 nt
Organism: Aspergillus candidus
Lineage: Eukaryota; Fungi; Ascomycota; Eurotiomycetes; Eurotiales; Aspergillaceae
Product: autophagy-related protein 101
Exons: 3
Coding region: 119-751 (210 amino acids)
Biological process (GO): autophagosome assembly; autophagy
Cellular component (GO): phagophore assembly site
Source: RefSeq, a predicted model, not a curated record